This is a messenger RNA of Spirometra erinaceieuropaei, 726 nucleotides long. The record is from the annotation of a GenBank genome assembly. Lineage: Eukaryota; Metazoa; Platyhelminthes; Cestoda; Diphyllobothriidea; Diphyllobothriidae.
AUGCGGAUCCACCUGUUCUCUACCUUCGUGGACCUGACGAAAGCUUUCGAAACGGUGAAUCGUGAAGGACUGUGGAAGACCAUGCAGAAAUUCGGCUGUCCGGAGCGAUUCACUCAGAUGGUGCGUCAGCUGCACGACGGUAUGAUGGCGCGAGUCACGGACAACGGAGCUGUCUCAGACGCAUUCGCAGUGACCAAUGGAGUGAAGCAGGGCUGUGUGCUGGCGCCUACCCUCUUCAGUCUCAUGUUCACUGCCAUGCUGAUGGACGCUCGCCUCGAUAAAUGCCCCGGGAUCCGCAUCGCCCACAGGACGGACGGUCGCCUUCUGAAUCAACGGCGGAUGCACUUCCAAUCCCGCGUAUCCACUACCACCGUUCACGAACUUCUCUUCGCCGACGACUGUGCCAUGAACACCACCUCGAAAGAGGACAUGCAAGGGAGCAUGGACCUCUUCUCCGCCGCCUGCGAGAACUUUGGUCUGGUCAUCAGCACGCAGAAGACGGCGGUUAUGCAUCAGCCGCCGCCUAGCACAGCCACUCUCCCCAACGCUCCGCAAAUCAGCGUGAACGGAACCCAGCUGCAAGUGCUAGAGAACUUCCCGUACCUGACAGCACCCUCUCCCGCAACACCAAAAUCGAUGACGAAGUGGCCCGCAGCAUCUCGACGGCCAGUCAAGCCUUCGGCCGCGUCCAAAGCACAAUUUGGAACCAUCAUAGUCCCCAACUGA